UAACGUCGCGGACGGGAAAGGUGGGAGGGGCCACUCCACCAACGCAGCCUUCCCAUAAGAACCUCCAAGGAGGCAAAAGAAGGUGCCACCGUGCGCCCCCCUGGUGGCCCCGAAAAGCUUGCACUGGAGACAGCACCGUUUUCGCUGCAAGAAACGGAAGACCUAGGAGAGGAAUCGAGGGGCGAGGUGGCAGAAGGGGGGAGGGCGCAGCGGUCUCCAGGGUUUCCUCCUGGCUGCAGUUCCGGCGGACACUCGGGGACAGAUAAGCACGGCCAGGGACGCAGCGGAGGUAGUGGAGGCGGGGUCGUAAGGCUGCUCCUCGGAUUCCUAUUCCCAACGCCCGAGGGCCGGCUGGGCCAUGUCCAGAAGCUCCGGCUCCCCGGUCCUGCCCCGCGCCCUGGGGUCUCGGAAGCCCGCGCCGCGGAGCCUUAGCUGCCUCUCGGACCUGUACGACAGCGCGGCCCCGGAGCUGCGGCCUUGCCGGCCCCCCGGGAGCCGGGGUCGCGCGCCGCCGCCGCCGUCUGCACCGCCAGGCUGCGACCCUAGCCUGCGCCCCAUCAUCCUGCGGCGAGCCCACUCGCUGCCCAGCUCACCCGAGCGCCGCCAGAAGGCCACGGGCGCCCCGGGCGCUGCGUGCCGGCCGGGCUGCAGCCGGCAGCACCGUGUGCGCUUCGCCGACGCACUGGGCCUGGAGCUGGCGCAGGUCAAGGUGUUCAACGCGGGCGACGACCCAUCGGUGCCACUGCACGUGCUGUCGCGGCUCGCCAUCAACUCGGACCUAUGCUGCAGCCGCCAGGACCUGGCGUUCACCCUGCAGUGCCUGGUGCCCGACUUCCUGCCACCCAUCGAGGCUGCUGACUUCGGCAAGCGCCUGGAGCGGCAGCUCGUGUGCCUGGAGCGCGUCACCUGCUCGGACCUGGGCAUCAGCGGCACGGUGCGCGUGCGCAACCUGGCCUUUGAGAAGCAGGUGGCGGUGCGCUACACCUUUUCCGACUGGCGCACCACGCACGAGGCGGUGGCCAGGUGGCGGGGAACCGCGGACUCCGAGGGCACCGAGGAUGUCUUCGCCUUUGGCUUCCCAGUGCCGCCCUUCCUGCUGGAGCUCGGCUCCCGCGUGCACUUCGCGCUGCGCUACCGUGUGGCCGGUGCCGAGUACUGGGACAACAACGAGGGCCGCGACUACAGCCUCACCUGCCGCAACCACGAGCUGAAUAUGCCCCGCGGGGAGUGCGAAGAGAGCUGGAUCCACUUCAUCUGAGACUCGCGCAGGGGCCCUGCCCGGCCGCACCCCGCCGCACCCCACCGCACUGCGCUCCCUUCCUAGCAGGGCUUUCGCGGAAGAAGUGGUUGCCCUCCCUCCACUCCAUCCCCAAACCUAAAUCUGACCUCACGUCCUGCUGCAAGGCCCCUGGCAGUGCCGUCCCAUCAUCUACUUGAAAAUCAGUGUCACUUGGUAAAAGUAGUCCCAAGUGGCCAGAAGGCGAGCAUGUUACCUGCUGGGGGAAGGUGCUGGGUGGGUGGAAGCAUGGGGGUGCUGGGCCCUCGGGACAGGGCUUGGCUGGUUUUCGGGGAAGGCCCGAGUUCUGCAUGCCUCCCGACUGCGUCUCUGUAACCGUCGGUGUUAUUUAUUAUUGUGAUGCUGGGACCUGUUACUCUUAGUGGAUGCCUUCUCGGGAACAUGCUGGGUUUAAUAAGCUUACAAAAAAAAGUCUUGUGUAUUUGUGCCCUGGUUUGACACCCAUCAUGGCCCCCUGAGGCAUUCCUGCCCUGGAACAAGGAAAACCUGAGACCAGGUGUCCUUGCCAAAGUCUGUGGACUUCUGGAAGUGGGAAACUAUUAAUAGGCAAGAAAUGUAUGCCCCAUCAGUCAUCACACAACGUCGCCAGGCUUCCCGCCACCCUGGUCUGGCUGUGUCUCCCCUGUCACAGCUGAGAAAGAGGGAAAUACUCAGAACGUUUAAAGGAGCCCAACAGCCCUUCUCCGCAGCUGGUCCCCACCUGGGGUACUUCUCUGGUACCUGUCUGGUCACGAUGCACCCGCAUGUUACCAGGCAACUGUUUAGGUCUGAAACUACUUAAACAUGAUAAGAAACUCUGCCUUAAGUUAUUACAUUUUUCAGGCAACUCUAGAAUUUCGGGAAACAAUGCCCUAUUCAGUUACCCUUUGGAUGAUUAAGAUGACUCUGUGUAUGUUUUCUUAAGCGUCGGAGGAUUCCAGUGGUCAUCAUUCAGAAGUCAAGGAAGGUUCCAAGUGGAACCAGAAAGUGUUUUCAGCAACAGCCAGAGCUCUGGAGGAAAAAUAAUUCACAGAUAUUUAUACUUUUUAAUUGUAUUUAUAUAUGCCCAGUUUUAUUAACUACCUGCCAACUUUAUUCUUUGUGCCUUCAGACCAGAGAGUUUCUAACGUUGUCUGGACUUGUUUUCCAGUUUUAAAAUGUUAAAUGCUUUUCUUUAAAAAUAAAACAAAACAACUCCAACCAAGAAGUCAAGGUCAUUGUCCUCUGCAGAGUGCCACAAUGACUUAAAACUCCCAGCAAGGAGCUGGUGAUUUCUUUUGGUGCUGAGUGAUGGUUUUUCUGACAGCAGGUGCUAGCUCUGAAGUGUGAAAACCCAGCCAAGGCCUCCAACUUGUGAAGUUUAAUUACAAUACAGUUGAAGCUGGCGUAGUCAGUUUUGUGAUGGCUGUCACCAAGGAGUUAACUCUAUAUUUUUAAAUGCUUGUUGACAUUUGUUAAGUCACUAUGUAAAGGGUGAGUUUUGCCUUUUAAACAAUGUUUUUCCAAUGGCAACUUUUGAAGAAAGAGGCUUUCUGAUCUAGAGGGAGGACGUUCUGAUUUAAAAACACUGAAUUUUGAUUUAAACUAUUGAGAUUAAUUUGAACAACCUUUGGCUAUUAGCACUGUUCACUACAUUGACAUGCAAGAGAGAAAGAAGCCUGGUUGCAUUUCCUGUUGUUUAACAAACUCCAAUUAGGUCAGCAAGCCUGUGAGGGCCCUGGCUGCUAUGCCCUUGGCCCUAACCCAGAGUACAAGACCAUUAU
Molossus molossus (Pallas's mastiff bat) is the source of this 3039-nucleotide messenger RNA. RefSeq names its product protein phosphatase 1 regulatory subunit 3D (gene PPP1R3D). Gene Ontology annotation, biological process: regulation of glycogen biosynthetic process. Gene Ontology annotation, molecular function: glycogen binding; protein phosphatase 1 binding. The coding region runs from base 359 to 1258 and encodes 299 amino acids. NCBI's taxonomy places the organism in Eukaryota, Metazoa, Chordata, Mammalia, Chiroptera, Molossidae. Gene Ontology annotation, cellular component: protein phosphatase type 1 complex. The record is from RefSeq and is a predicted model, not a curated record. The transcript has a single exon.